Molecule: messenger RNA, 1683 nt
Organism: Jatropha curcas
Lineage: Eukaryota; Viridiplantae; Streptophyta; Magnoliopsida; Malpighiales; Euphorbiaceae
Product: Leucine-rich repeat (LRR) family protein
Molecular function (GO): protein binding
Source: RefSeq, a predicted model, not a curated record
CACAACAAGCCACUCUCUUACUCUUGGUCAUUGUCGCUCCCUAACUGAAUCUAAGCUAGCUCUAUAACUGAGUGCUGGACUUCUCCUAUAUAUAUAGCAUGCACACUCUUGCCUUUUCUUUCACUUAGUUGUAAAACAAACACAUGUAUCCUUCUCUCAUGGCCAAGAAUAGAGAGCACACUCUCUGGCUGCUGGUUCUACUGCAUAUUGCCAUUCCAUGUUCAUCGUAUGAGCAAAAACUGAACAGCAUUGAUCUUGCAGCUUUGGCAGCCAUAAAGAACAGCCUCACAGACAUUCCAGGCUCCAACUUCUUUUCCACCUGGGACUUCAUAUCCCCAGAUCCUUGCUCCACCUUCUCCGGCAUUACUUGCUCUCUCAAUCGAGUCACUGCUCUCACUCUCGGCACCGGACUCUCUGAUUCUCCGGGGCUUGCUGGCUCACUCUCCCCUUCCCUCUCCAACCUCACCUACUUAACCCAACUAAUCCUCUAUCCGGGCCUUGUUACUGGCCCCAUCCCUACCCAACUCGAUCGACUUACCAACCUGCGUGUCAUCUCCUUAACCAACAAUCGCUUAACCGGUUCUAUUCCCACCUCACUAGCAUCGCUCCACAAUUUGCACACGCUCGAUUUGAGUAACAACCGACUCACCGGCUCCAUACCUGUGGGUCUUUUCACAGCGUUGAGCCAAUUGAAAGUCGUCAUCUUUGCUUCAAAUUCCUUGUCCGGAGAGUUACCCAAGAGGAUAUCCGCUCCACUGCUGCAUUUGGAUCUGAAAAGCAACAUGCUAAGAGGCAUUUUGCCGUUAGAGAUGCCGUCAACGCUUCGUUACCUGUCGGUGUCGAGAAACGAGAUGUGGGGUCCACUCAACGGCCUAGAGUCGCUCUCAGAUUUAGUGUACCUGGACCUAAGCAUGAACCAGUUCAAUGGGCCCAUCCCUGCCUCUCUCUUCAGGCCUUCCCUCACUUGUUUGCUCUUGCAACGGAACAAUUUAUCUGGGGGCCUGGGGUUUGUGGACCCGUCUUCUGCAUCCUACGGUGAGGGAUCCAUCGUGGACUUGAGCCACAACUUGCUGAGCGGAGAGCUGACGCCAGUAUUGGCUGGGGUGGAGAGUUUAUUCUUGAAUAACAACCAUUGGAUGGGGACGGUUCCAAAGGAGUACGUUGACAGCGUGUACCGAGGCAUCACCAAAACCUUGUACUUGCAACACAAUUAUAUAACGGGGUUUCCUUUGGAACCUGGGAGGGCGUUGCCUGAUACGGCGUCGUUAUGCUUGUCUUACAAUUGUAUGGUUCCGCCAGUGGGGCUGACGACCACUUGCCCCAUCAGUGCCGGUGGGCAGUUCUCUAGACCAGAAUCACAGUGUGUUGCAUUCAACCAUGGAGUUGGGAACUCCAGGCAUUAAUGGUUUAAUAGUUAUAGUCUACAUCACAUAUCGGGUGAAUGCUAUAAAUAUGGGUCACGCUGCAUUUUAACUGCUUUGCGAUCGAGACGGACAAAUUCAUUAACUGUUCUAUCUCCAAGGAUUAUUUUAUUUCUUGAUAUAUAUUAUAGUUUAUACAAGGGAUCAGCGAGAUGUAUAAAGCAAAGGGCUGUGGUAUAAUAUAUAUAUAGCGAGUAAAUCCAAGGAUACAUUCCGAUGUAAAAUAAAAAAGAAUCCAAGUUUUCUAGUUUUCUUUUUUAAA